AUGGACCCAAUUGUCGGGUACCUAGAUGGUGCCGAUAUCGGUGUCAUCGUCUCCUACUUCGUUAUCAUCUUUGCUGUCGGUAUAUGGUCUUCGUUGAGAAACCGGGGUUCUGUCGGUGGCUACUUCUUGGCCGGUCGUUCCAUGCACUGGAUCCCAGUUGGUGCCUCAUUGUUUGCCAGUAACAUAGGCUCUGGACAUUUCAUUGGUCUUGCUGGUUCCGGGGCAUCUUCUGGUAUUGCCAAGGCUGUCUUCGAGUACAAUGCGGCUUUCACUCUGGGUCUUCUUGGCUGGCUCUUCUUGCCUGUCUACAUUGCAUCUGGU
Molecule: messenger RNA, 321 nt
Organism: Rodentolepis nana
Lineage: Eukaryota; Metazoa; Platyhelminthes; Cestoda; Cyclophyllidea; Hymenolepididae
Source: the annotation of a GenBank genome assembly